CAAUAUGUACUUCCUGGAAUUACUUUAAGAAGAAAAAUGAAUGGUGCAUUCCAUACUAUCAGAGCUCAAUAAAAGGAGACCAUAUUGUGGGCUGGAGUCCUUUUUGGAAGAGGACACUGAUAAAAGAAGAAUGGAUGAAGAUAUUCUAGGUGUGAGGAAAAGAAAGAAUAAGUAAAAGAUGAAUAGUACUGCAGCUAGCCCAAUGUCAGCUAUUGCUACUUCAAGCAGUGGAAGAACCACAGGGAAAUCUACAAGUUUUGCUCUUGAACUCCAGAGUAUGAUGUUUUCUCUAGGAGAUGCUAGAAGGCCACUUCAUGAAACAGCAGUUUUGGUAGAAGAUAUUGUUCAUACCCAACUGAUUAAUCUGUUGCAGCAGGCUGCUGAGGUUUCACAGCUACGGGGAGCCCGAGUGAUCUCUCCUGAAGAUCUUCUUUUCCUGAUGCGCAAAGACAAGAAAAAGCUUAAAAGACUGCUGAAAUAUAUGUUUUUCCGAGACUACAAAUCUAAGAUUGUUAAAGGUAUAGAGGAAGAUGAUCUUCUGGAAGAUAAAUUCAGCAGCAGUAAUGUCAACAAAAGGCAAAAAGUAGCUCAGGACUUCCUCCACUCUAUCGAUCAGACAGGAGAACUCUUGGCGAUGUUUGAAGAUGAUGAGAUCGAUGAUGUUAAGCAAGAGAGAAUGGAGAGAGCAGAAAGACAGACUCGAAUGAUGGAUGCAGCUCAAUAUGCAGAAUUUUGUGAAAGUCGGCAGUUAAGCUUUUCCAAAAAAGCUUCCAAGUUCCGAGACUGGUUGGAUUGUAGCAGUAUGGAGGUAAAACCCAAUGCAAUUGCCAUGGAGAUUUUGGCCUACUUAGCAUAUGAGACUGUGGCCCAGUUGGUGGAUCUGGCUCUUCUGGUCAGGCAAGAUAUGGCACCCAAAGCAGGUGACCCCUUCAGCCAUGCCAUCUCUGCUACUUUCAUUCAGUACCAUGCUUCUACUGAGAGCACUGCAGCCUGUGGUAUGGAGGCUCAAAGCGAUGCCAUCCAGCCCAGCCACAUCAGAGAGGCCAUUCGACGCUACGGCCACAAGAUUGGCCCAGUUUCUCCAUUCACAGUACGAAGCAUGAUGGAUGUGCCUCCUGUCACCGCACGGCUAUCAGACUCCCCCGGCGUCGGCACCCACACAAGCCAAGUGCUCCGACGUCACUGGCAUUUUUGCCCAGCACUCCAGUCACUUCCUGAGCCGGGGUACGACACCCCUGAGCCGCGUAGACUUCGUACGGACACCAAGCUGCCUCUGACUGUCCUGCCUCUCAGAACUCUCAGAACCCCUGAGCCCAAGCCACCUCGUCGGGGCCCCUGCCUCUCCAGAGUCCACCGGAGCCUCCUUUCAAAAAUAGGAAACUAA
Molecule: messenger RNA, 1384 nt
Organism: Gracilinanus agilis (Agile Gracile Mouse Opossum)
Lineage: Eukaryota; Metazoa; Chordata; Mammalia; Didelphimorphia; Didelphidae
Gene: SUPT3H
Product: SPT3 homolog, SAGA and STAGA complex component
Exons: 12
Coding region: 179-1384 (401 amino acids)
Biological process (GO): transcription by RNA polymerase II
Molecular function (GO): protein heterodimerization activity; transcription coactivator activity
Source: RefSeq, a predicted model, not a curated record